Nanorana parkeri is the source of this 1218-nucleotide messenger RNA. RefSeq names its product enoyl-CoA delta isomerase 3, peroxisomal-like. Lineage: Eukaryota; Metazoa; Chordata; Amphibia; Anura; Dicroglossidae. The transcript has 9 exons. The record is from RefSeq and is a predicted model, not a curated record. The coding region runs from base 1 to 1092 and encodes 363 amino acids.
AUGUGGAACACAACGGAGCAGAGUUCUAGAAGAGCUAGCCAGGUCAUCAACAGGCGGGCAGAGCAAUACCAGGUGACAAGCGGGAAUGGAGUCAGUAACGUGCAGGCAACAAGGUGCAAAGCGGCAGGCAGGAGGGUGGUGGAGGAACAAGCCUGGGUCACAGGAACACACGUGUUUGCUCUGUGUAUAGAGGCUAAAGGCUACGACUCCGGAAAGAGAGCGAAGUGCGGUAAUGAACCAAAAACACACAUAGAUGUCCAGCUUUUACCAAAACUGCUAUCUUCAGAGACUAUUAAAAAUGCAAGAAACAGCCAAUCAAAAUAUGAAAACAUUCAAGUGUUCUACAAAGACAAUAUCACUAAAAUAGUAAUAAAGCGUCCAGAGAAAAAAAAUGCACUAAGUAUGGAGACAUAUAAAGAAAUUGCUAAUGCCCUUGAAGAAUCUGGAAAAGAUGAUUCUGUUUUCACUGUGUUAACAGGAUAUGGUGAUUACUUUAGCAGUGGCAAUGAUUUAAAUAAUGUCCUUAGAAGAGUCACAGGAAACCUGGAUGACAUGGUAAAAGAAUCAAUCAGUACUGUCAGGAAUUUUGUGUGUAACUUCAUUGACUUUCCAAAGCCACUUGUAGCCAUGGUGAAUGGACCUGCUAUUGGUAUUGGUACAACUAUUCUUGGCUUAUGUGACCUCGUGUAUGCAUCUGACAGGGCUACAUUCAACACACCAUUUAGCAAGCUUGGCCAACAUCCAGAAGCAUGCUCUUCUUAUACCUUCCCAAGAAUAAUGGGCUCAUCAAAGGCUACUGAGGUUCUACUGUUCAACAAGACACUAACAGCCCGUGAAGCUUGCAACCUUGGACUGGUCACUGAAGUUUUUCCAGACAGCACCUUUCAGCAGGAAGUUUGGGCAAGGCUGAAAUCGUAUGCCACCAACCCUAAAACUUGUUUGGCUCUGUCGAAACAGUUGGUUCGCAAUGUGGAUAAAGAGAGACUUCACGCUGUAUGUGAAGAAGAGAUGGAGCUUCUCUCUAAAAGAGCAAAUUCUGAGGACGCUCUCAUUGCCAUACAGCAAUUCUUCUCAAGAAAAUCAAAGAUGUAAUUUUUCUUUUUUUCCAAAUAAAACAUUACUUUCCAGUAAAAAUACAACAUUUUAAUGUCAACUUCAGUGCUAAACAAGUAUAGUGUCAGUAGCUCUCACUUCUAAUUACAGACAAAACAAAUUUUA